AUGCGGUCCUUAAAAUUGUCGAAUCGACUCCUACAGGCGGUGAUACUCUUUGGGCAAGCGGCUACGCCCUUUAUGAAAAAUUAACACUUACGUUUCGCAGUUACUUGAAACAUUGACUGGUGUGUAUUCUCAACCGGGACUUAAAAAGGCUGCUGAAGGCAAGUUUGAAAUCUAUUCUGGAGUAAGAGGUGCACCAGAGAAUGUAGGUGAUGAAUUAGCUGCAAUCCAUCCUCUUGUGCGUACUAACCCCGUUACUGGUUGGAAGUCUAUUUUCAGUAUAGGGCAGCAUUUUACAUCUAUAAAUGGACUUUCUGAUUCAGAAAGUGCACUUAUUAAAGAUUAUCUCAGCGAAUUAUUAUAUGGUAGUCAUGAUAUUCAAGUAAGAUUUCGCUGGAAUAAGAACGAUGUUGCAAUUUGGGAUAAUAGAUCUGUAUACCAUACUGCUACUAAUGAUUAUUUCGACGAUGCUUUCGAACGUACUGGUGUGAGAACAGUCGGAAUUGGCGAGCGUCCGUAUUUAGAUGCAAAUAGUACAAGUCGAGAUGAAGCCCUUAAUUAA
Messenger RNA from Debaryomyces tyrocola, 559 nucleotides. The record is from the annotation of a GenBank genome assembly. NCBI's taxonomy places the organism in Eukaryota, Fungi, Ascomycota, Pichiomycetes, Serinales, Debaryomycetaceae.